CACAUUGGGUUCUCCUCACCUGACUCUGGUUAUCUCCUUCCCAGAUUAUCAUCAGAUCUGCUUCGGAUUAGGGUUUCAGGAUCCCUAUGUUUCCAUCAAUUUCUUCCGAAUUCCCCAUUCCACUUUCAAUUCUCACCUCCAAAUCUUCUCCAACUCGUAAUAUUUCCUCUUUGCAAAUGCGUUUUCUUCGAAUCUGAGAAAAAUGGAGACACAGAGGAUCACAGAAUUUCCACACAAGAACAUGGACAAACGCCCGAGGAAACGUCCUCGCUUGACCUGGGACAUGCCUCCUCCCCUUCCCCCUCCCAAGGUUGUUUCUUUGCCUUUGCUUGUGAAUCUUCAUGUUGUGCAGGUUGUUCCGGGGAUGUAUUGCAGUCAGGAGUUUGUGUCUAACUACCCCUACUCGUCUCUUUUCUACAAGGGAGUCACUCGCAAUGGAUCACCGCCUUGGAGGCCUGAUGAUAAGGACGGCCAUUAUAUUUUUGCCAUUGGAGAAAAUUUAACUCCGAGAUACAGGAUUAUCAGCAAGAUGGGUGAAGGGACAUUUGGGCAAGUGCUGGAAUGCUUUGACAAUGACAAGAAAGAAGUUGUGGCAAUUAAAAUUGUUCGUUCAAUACAUAAGUACCGUGAAGCUGCAAUGAUUGAAAUUGAUGUGCUACAGAAGCUUGCCAGGCAUGAUGUUGGAGGCACUCGUUGUGUGCAAAUACGGAAUUGGUUUGACUAUCGUAAUCAUAUUUGUAUUGUCUUUGAGAAGCUUGGACCAAGCUUAUACGAUUUUCUCCGCAAAAACAGCUACCGUUCUUUUCCUAUUGAUCUUGUUCGGGAGCUUGGCAGACAACUUUUGGAGUCUGUAGCAUUUAUGCAUGAUUUACGCCUUAUCCACACUGAUCUGAAGCCAGAAAAUAUUCUUCUUGUUUCUUCAGAUUACAUCAAAGUGCCAGAUUAUAAGUUUCUAUCGCGGACUAUUAAAGAUGGUUCCUAUUUCAAGAAUCUGCCUAAGUCAAGCGCCAUUAAGCUCAUUGAUUUUGGGAGUACAACAUUUGAACACCAGGAUCACAACUAUGUGGUGUCAACAAGACAUUACCGUGCACCAGAGGUUAUUUUGGGCCUUGGAUGGAACUACCCUUGUGAUCUAUGGAGUGUAGGAUGCAUACUUAUUGAACUUUGCUCAGGGGAGGCCCUUUUCCAAACACAUGAGAACUUGGAACAUCUUGCAAUGAUGGAGAGGGUGUUGGGACCUCUGCCCCAACAUAUGGUGCUGAGAGCUGACCGCCGUGCUGAGAAAUAUUUCAGGAGAGGUGCACGAUUAGAUUGGCCCGAGGGUGCAACCUCUAGAGAAAGCAUGAGAGCAGUUUGGAAAUUGCCCCGUCUUCAGAACCUUGUAAUGCAGCAUGUGGAUCACUCUGCUGGUGAUCUGAUUGAUCUCUUGCAAGGGCUGCUAAGAUAUGACCCAGCGGAGCGGCUUAAAGCAAGGGAAGCUCUCAGACAUCCUUUUUUCACAAGGGAUGUGAGAAGAUGUGGCUACCCCUUGUAAUUGAAAGCCAUCGACCACAAUUAGCAUAAAGCCACUGCAUAAAGAGAUUGAUUCAUGUGUUCUCCCAGUCUGAUCCCACCUCUUUCCUCUCUAUCAAAGGUUGGUCGCCCGUGAGUUACCCUGUAAGCCCUCUCUUUAUCCCUGGUCUCCAUGUCAAAGGAAGUUGGGUGUUUCAAGUCCAAAGGUAAGCAUUUUUCCGGAUGAUUAUGAUUAUUUAAUUGGGAAGUGGUUAUUUAAUUGGGAAUCAUUCACUCAAGCUGCCUUUCAACGCAGGUGGGCAAUACUAAUAGGAGUAUUUUACUUUUGACACUGUUCUGUGCAAUAACUAGUUUAAGGUUGACACUGUUUUGGCAUAAAUUUAUGGAAUGGUCCUGGUUGAAUAUAAAAAGCGUUAGAUAUUCAAUGCAAUAAUAGAAUAAGGUUUGAAUUCCUCGAA
Vitis riparia (riverbank grape) is the source of this 1970-nucleotide messenger RNA. RefSeq names its product serine/threonine-protein kinase AFC1. Bases 203 to 1534 code for a protein of 443 amino acids. NCBI's taxonomy places the organism in Eukaryota, Viridiplantae, Streptophyta, Magnoliopsida, Vitales, Vitaceae. Gene Ontology annotation, cellular component: nucleus. Gene Ontology annotation, biological process: protein phosphorylation. The transcript has 13 exons. Gene Ontology annotation, molecular function: protein kinase activity; ATP binding. The record is from RefSeq and is a predicted model, not a curated record.